AUGGCUUCCCAAGAAAUCAUUGGUUACACUGAUGCAACACUGCUGGUUACACACGCUGUCUCAAUAAUUCUGCUGAAACAGGAAACUUCAUAUCUGUCUACCGAUCGCUGGCUGAGAUACCACACUGUAUUUCUUAAAAAACCAAAUGUGACAGUGAAACAGUGCUCUGUGUUAAAUCUUACCACUCUGUUAACAACAGAGAAGAAGAAGCCAACAUCUUCACUCACAGGCAAUACAGUGAUUGAUGUGGAUAAUGGAAAAGACCUGGAUAUAUUUGAAAUAAAUGAAGUGGCAGGACUUGACCUGGUGGAAGGAGACAUUCUGAUAAAUGAGGGAGAAGGCAGAAACACUAUUCUGGAUGAAAAGUAUCGCUGGCCGACCACUGUGCCAUAUGUCCUAGACAGCAGCCUCGAAGUUAAUGCUAAAGGUGUGAUACUGAGAGCAUUUGAGCAAUUCAAGCUCAAGACCUGUAUUGACUUCAAACCCUGGGAUGGAGAGCCAAACUACAUUUUCGUAUUCCAAGGCAGUGGAUGUAACUCAAAGGUGGGGAAUCAACGGAUGAGGAAACAAAACUUGUCAAUUGGUGCAGGCUGUGACAGUUUAGGAAAAGUGGAGCAUGAGUUUCUGCAUGCGCUGGGUUUCUGGCACGAACAAUCCAGAUCUGACAGAGACGACUACGUCACCAUCAUGUGGGACCAGAUUCAAAAAGGUCAUAAGAAAAACUUUAAUUUACAUAAUGAAACGGAGUCAAGCUCUCUUGGUGUGCCCUAUGAUUAUGGUUCAGUCAUGUACUACAGUAAGACAGCCUUCAGCAAAGGCAGUGAACCAACCAUUGUUACCAAAAUACCAGAAUUCUUGAACGUGAUUGGUCAACGCAUGGAGUUUAGUGACAGUGACCUGCUCAAGCUGAACCGGCUAUACAAUUGUACUACAGCAUCAACUUUUCUGGACUCUUGCCAGUUUGAGGAGCCAAAUAUCUGUGGCAUGAUCCAGGGUGAUGGUGGAAAUGGCAAAUGGGCUCGUGUACAAAGAGUAAAGGGUGGUCCACAGACGGACUACACCAACCUGGGUCGAUGUCAAGGGGUUGGGUUCUUCAUGCAUUUCAGUACAGCCACAGGAACCAAGGGUAAAAAUGCUUUCCUGGAAAGUCACCUCUUUCAUCCCAAAAGACGCUCCCAAUGCCUGCAGUUCUAUCACUACAAAAGCGGAAGCGUUGAUGACCAGCUAAACAUCUGGGUGUGUGAAUACACAGUUAAAAACCCCAAAGGAGCCCUGAGACUCAUUCAGAAGAUCAGUGGGGGACGUGGAGGCUUCUGGAAACUAUAUCAUGUUACGCUAAAUGUCUCUGAUAAAUUCAGAGUAGUAUUUGAAGGGGUUAAAGGAAGAAAACCAUCAAAGGCUGGUCUGUCUCUGGACGACAUCAACCUCUCAGAGACCAAGUGUCCUCAAUACAUUUGGCGCAUUCGUGAUUUUACCAGGCUUCUUGCUAAAACCCCUGCUGGUUCCGGAACCUACAGUCCCCGCUUCAUAUCCCCAGAUGGUUACUCAUUUUUUUUGGCAUACACUAUGUUCUUAUUUAUAAUAACCAAGAUAAAAUAA
This is a messenger RNA of Carassius carassius (crucian carp), 1599 nucleotides long. Its product is annotated as meprin A subunit beta-like. The transcript has 11 exons. NCBI's taxonomy places the organism in Eukaryota, Metazoa, Chordata, Actinopteri, Cypriniformes, Cyprinidae. The coding region runs from base 1 to 1599 and encodes 532 amino acids. Gene Ontology annotation, molecular function: metalloendopeptidase activity; protein binding; zinc ion binding. Gene Ontology annotation, cellular component: membrane. The record is from RefSeq and is a predicted model, not a curated record. Gene Ontology annotation, biological process: proteolysis.